UAGGUUACUUUUGUUUAAAAUUCUAAAAUUAUAAAAUAUUUUUGUGAAAAUUAAAACAUUUUUGGUAAACAAAAUUAGUCAUGAUAUUUACAACCACCUAUCGUCAAGAUUUCAAUCCUCCAUUGACUCAACGUUACAAUUUCUUAAGAACCCAAAAAGAUGAAAAAGAUGAGAAAACUUCAUCAAAAGGUUGUGCUUGCAAUGUUGAUACACAAAUCUCUAUACCAGCUGCUGCUUUAGAUAAAUGUGAUUCCGUUGAAUGGAAUAGCAUGGCACCAGUUGGAAAACUGGUUAAUCCUCGACUACUACCAAGUCAAGGUCAAGAAUUUACUAAAAACGACAAAGCCGAUGGAUGUAAACAUGAUCAACCGAAUAGAUUUCUUAAAAUUCUUCGUACAUGCUAUCCGGAUUUGUAUGAAAGACUCAAAGCAACACCACCAAAAGAAUUAAAUCGUCGUUUAGAUAUGGAGAGAUUGAAAACAACUUAUCAAAUUGAUUAUGGUAAUGAAAAUGAAUAUCCUGAAGGAAUUUAUGAUAAUCUUGAUGGUGAUGGAAUUGAAGAAAAGAAAAACAAACAAUUAGAUGGAAUACUUGAAGAAGAAGAAGAUGCUUGUGCUAAAUUUAAAAGUGGUCUUACAAAAGAAAUGACAAAAGAUAAUUUAAAUGAUGAUGAAUGCCAACAAGGUUAUAAGCCUGUGAAAUAUAGUUUUGCUGAUAGUUCGAGAUUUAGUAGUUCGGGAAAUUUCUCACAUUGGGCAGCACCGCCAUUGAUUAAGAAAACAACAUUUAGCGAAUAUAUGGAUACGAUAAGCAAAACUGGAUGUGUAAUUACAAAGAAUAAUAUACACAGUCAUACGAAGUGUCAAAACGGAAAGAAUUGUAGGCAUAAAUUGAGGCAUACUUGUCCACUUUUGAAGUGAAAUUCAAAAUAAAAAAAUUAUUUGAAA
Molecule: messenger RNA, 947 nt
Organism: Episyrphus balteatus (marmalade hoverfly)
Lineage: Eukaryota; Metazoa; Arthropoda; Insecta; Diptera; Syrphidae
Exons: 1
Coding region: 81-920 (279 amino acids)
Source: RefSeq, a predicted model, not a curated record